Racocetra fulgida is the source of this 1335-nucleotide messenger RNA. The record is from the annotation of a GenBank genome assembly. Lineage: Eukaryota; Fungi; Glomeromycota; Glomeromycetes; Diversisporales; Gigasporaceae.
AUGCGGAAUCCUGAUAAAUUUAGAAACUUCUUGUCAAAUCAGGAAAACCCGCAAGAAUGGCGAGUCACUCCGGUUGGAUUUGACUCAAAGGGCAACACUUACUGGCUUUUUGAUGAAUCACCAAAAAAGGAAGUGCCAAAAAAACAAAAAACCAAAAUUAAAAAUACUCGACGCAGUCGUGCGAAACAUGUUUCCCCUGAAGUAAACGAGACCACUACCGAAUCAACAAAUUGGGAAACUUGGGAAGAAUUUCCAAAGCGAUUCGAAAAAUCAAGAAAUGUGCGGGAAAAAAAUUUUUAUAAGCUGUUCAUUGAAGACCUUUUGCCGAAGAUAUUGGCUGCAUUGCAGGAGAAGGAGAAAGAACGGAAGAAACUCGAUGCCCUGGCUAACAGGAAGCGUAGUUCAAGAAUUCAGAAAAGAGAACUCGAAAAACAAGAAGCUGAUCGUGCUGCUCAACUUAAAAAAGAUCAAGAUGAGCAGGAGGAAAAAGCUAGGCAAUUAGAAUUUGCAAGACUUAAAGCUGAGAAGGAUAGAGAAGCAAGAAGUCAAGCACGUGAGCGCCGUUCAAAAGAAAGAGAGCUACGGUUGCAAGCUAGGGAUGAUAAAUUAAAAAAAGAACAGGAAUUGGUGAUUGAACAACAGCGUGCCGUAAAAACCAAACGAAUUAAUGACAUACAAGAUCAUCCAACACCACCGGACACGACGCUUCAAGCUAAAAAUCAACAACUGGAAGAUUGGUAUUUCGAUUGUUUAUGUGGUGUUUCUGGCACAAACAUUGUAAAUUUUUCACAAAUUGAAUAUGUUUGCGCGAGAUGUUUACAGAGUCAGGCGAUACAAUCGAACACGCCUGCGAGUAAUAAUGAACAUGAUGAGAUUAUUGAUGUUGUUAAAAUUGAUUCCAAUGAUAUAAUUCCCUCAAUUCAACCAACCGAGAACGUUCUGCGAUUAGAUCAAACUGUGCAGGAAAUGAAUAUUGACCCGACUAGUGCUAAACGUCCUCGGCAUAAACAGGAAAAUCAAGAAAUUUCGGCUUUACCAAUAAAAGAACGAAAGAGACCUGUUAAGAACACGAAAAAAUCUUCUAAUACUAAUAUUGAAUAUGAAGGCAAAAAUAUCGGAAAUAACAUGAAAACGACAAAAAAAUCUACGAAAAGAGAUGGUACCGAGAGAGCAACAAAGAGAAGAAAAAAAGACUCUUUCAAUGGCGUUAAUUCAACAAAAGACAUAGGCGUAGCAACAAAUACCAUUCAGGAACAUAAUGAAGAUAAAGCAGAAGACACUUUGAUUUUACCACAUAAAAAAGAUAUCAUGAGUAUUAGUAAUUUAAUCGAAUAG